AUGACAGUAGCAGAGUACUACAUUAGAGCCAAGGUUAUUUGGGAUGAGAUUGAUAGUAUUGUCUCUUUCCCUAUAUGUGUGUGCAAGGGAUGCACCUGCACCUUGACACAAAAGUUCUUAAAAUUGCAGCAGGAUCAAAGACUUAUUGAGUUCCUUAUGAAAUUGCAUGAGAAUUACUCUCAGAUUAGAAACAGUAUUUUGAUGAUGACACCCUUAUCAAACAUCUCACAAGCAUAUAGAAUUCUUGUGGCAGAACAGAAGCAUAAAGAAGUAGGGAAACAAUCUCCAAUCUCUAAUGAAGCCUUAAGCUUUGCAACAGAACGCCACACCAUUGAUAGGUGUUACAAGAUACAUGGAUAUCCUUCAACACACGCAAAACACAGCACCGGCAGAAAGGUUGCAAAUGUUGCACAAACUCAAGAGUCAGAGACCUUGAACACCUUCAAUUCUCCUUUUACUAUAGAACAAUAUUCCUAUUUUAUGAUACUCAAUAAUAAAGAAAAAGAGCAAGAUCAUAUCAAGAAUGAAUUUCUUGAUGAUUUUACCAAUUUAGCUUUGUUAGCAGACAGUGGAGCUACUGAUCACAUUUGUCAGACAGAAAGCAAUUUUCAAAAAUUACCUCCUUGCACCCUAACAUACAUCACAUUACUAUACCUAAUGGAAAAGGGAUUGUUGUUCAUACUAGUUAAAGAUUUACAGUGCUCUGUUGUUUUUAAUGCAUCUGGAUGUUUUUGCCAAGGCCCUUCAAUGAGAAGGCCAUGGGAUCUUGGUGAACUAACAAAAGGGCUCUAUUACUCUACAAGACAAAGUGGCAUUAAAAGAACAGACUUGCUGUCACUAGCUAGUUCUUUCUUGCAAGCUAGCAGUUUUACUUUUGAUUCACCUAGUCUAGAUGCCAUUAAACUUUGGCACCUAAGACUAGGGCAUAUACCUAUUAACAUUCUCAAAUAUGGACCUUAUCAUACCCCAACUACAGGAAAUUGUACUGGCUUUCUCACUAUAGUAGAUGAUUAUAGUAGAAGUACAUGGGGAGAUUGUAUCCAAACUGUUGUGUACAUCAUAAAUAGAGCCCCUUUAUCUAGUAUUGGAUAUGUUUCCCCUUAUGAGAGACUUUUUGGAGAUAAGCCAUCCUAUACUCACAUGAGAGCUUUUGGGUGUUUAUGCUUUGUUAACACCCUAAAGCAAGGAAGAACCAAGUUUGAAGUAAGAGCACGCUGUUGUGUGUUUCUUGGCUAUCCUUUUGGACAAAAGGCAUAUAAAGUUUAUGAUCUCAACACCAAAAGAGUCAUAGUCACUAGGGAUAUUAAGUUCUUUGAAAAGCAUUUCCCCACUUCUGUCUCUUCACCCUCACCCAUUUUCUUUGAUAAGUUCCCACCUACUUGUGACGUUCUUAAAAGUCCCUCUAGACCUCAAAAUCCUCCCUCGCACUUAAAGGAUUACAUUAGAUGCAAGUGGGCUUAUAAGCUUAAGUAUAAGGCAGAUGGAUCCUUAGAGAGGUACAAGGCUAGACUUGUUACCAAGAGAUACACACAGGAGUAUGGGGUGAACUAUGAGGAAACUUUUUCCCCUCUCAUCAAAAUGAAUUAUGUUAGAUGCCUUAUUGCUCUUGCUGCAAGUAGACACUGGGAUUUGUUUCAAUUAGAUGUUAAUAAUGCUUUUUUACAUGGCACUUUUCAUGAGGGAGUUUAUAUGACUGUCCAAGAGGGACUUCCUAAUCCUAAUUCUUUAGUUUACAAACUUCAAAAGUCUUUGUAUGGCUUGAAGCAAGCAUCCAGACAGUGA
This is a messenger RNA of Amaranthus tricolor (Joseph's coat), 1782 nucleotides long. RefSeq lists its product as uncharacterized. Gene Ontology annotation, molecular function: nucleic acid binding. Bases 1 to 1782 code for a protein of 593 amino acids. NCBI's taxonomy places the organism in Eukaryota, Viridiplantae, Streptophyta, Magnoliopsida, Caryophyllales, Amaranthaceae. The transcript has 9 exons. The record is from RefSeq and is a predicted model, not a curated record.